CUGUGGUAGUCAGACAUGUCAUGUUCUCGCUGCGCUGUCUCUUUUUGUUGCUGUUUCACCAUCUUUGUUGCAGGUAUUAUUGCAUUAAUCGUGUGGUCAGCUAUUAGCGGGUAUAGACUGCCCGCUUGCUCCGUCGAAGAUUUCUAUGUGCCGUACCUUAAUGUGACCGAUAACUCCACCUCUGUCCGAACCAAUCACACUCUUUACUUCGAUCUCAGGCUCAAAAACAGAGAGCCCUUAGUGGGGGUGAGCUAUGAUGAUGUUAAAGUCACCUUCUUUUAUGGUCAAAAUAGUAGCCUGAGUACUCCCAUUGGAAACUAUAGUUUUCCCAAGUUCUACCAGGGUCACGGCAAAAAAGCUCGCCGGAAGGCGCUGGUGGAGACUUACGGAGUGCCGUGGGAGGCAGCUUCUGCCAACGUCUCGAACGGGUCAACGGUGACUUUCCGAGUUGGGCUGUCCACUCGGGCGACAUACGAAUCUUGUUCCGAUGACGGUGGUUGUUCUUAUCAUACGUAUGCACUGGUCCAAGGGGCAGAUAUUGACGUUGAUGGGUCUGGUCGGAAAGUCGACAAGCAGGGCAUUCGGCUCCAGUCCGCUGCGGCUGCGCCACAGCAUACGUGCCGUCCAGUGUUUCUUGGGCUUCCGGUUGUGCUUUAUUUUUUAGUUUUAUACGUGUGAAUAAUUGAAUAUAAAUGGAACUGCUUCAGCUACACCCGCGUCUUAAGACCAGCUUUCACUUGUGGGUGUAUGUGUAAAUGUUUUCAAAUAAUGUAUUGAGGAGUUUAGGUAUAUAGGUGCGUGCUUGUAACCCUUAAUUCGUGGGAAAUUGUUAACUUCUAAAUUAAGGUUUGUGUGUAUUUACUUGUGUAAGAAAUUUUAUUUUAUUUUUUAAAGAUAAA
This is a messenger RNA of Oldenlandia corymbosa var. corymbosa, 899 nucleotides long. NCBI's taxonomy places the organism in Eukaryota, Viridiplantae, Streptophyta, Magnoliopsida, Gentianales, Rubiaceae. The record is from the annotation of a GenBank genome assembly.